This is a messenger RNA of Sorghum bicolor (sorghum), 1823 nucleotides long. RefSeq names its product probable fucosyltransferase 8. Gene Ontology annotation, cellular component: membrane; Golgi apparatus. The transcript has a single exon. NCBI's taxonomy places the organism in Eukaryota, Viridiplantae, Streptophyta, Magnoliopsida, Poales, Poaceae. Gene Ontology annotation, biological process: cell wall biogenesis; xyloglucan biosynthetic process. Gene Ontology annotation, molecular function: galactoside 2-alpha-L-fucosyltransferase activity. The coding region runs from base 12 to 1706 and encodes 564 amino acids. The record is from RefSeq and is a predicted model, not a curated record.
ACCGCAGGGAGAUGACCACGAGUGGCGCUGCACGCAUGGUGCCAAAGCCGGUGGAGCCGUGGCCGAUGAGGGAGAAGAAGGCGUAUCACCGGGCUUUGCUCGCCGGCAGCCUGACAACGCUGCUGCUCCUCGCGUGCUUCGUCCUCGGCCGGCAGAGCGCAUCGUCGGCGGCCUGCUGGCUCCAGAUCGAUCUCGCCAAGCUCACAGCCAUGAACAAUGGAAGAGCAGGUACCACGAACGCUCCCCAACGCGGCGACGAGCUCCUCGGCGGGCUUCUCCCGGCGGGGAUGGACCGGCGGGCAUGCCGGAGCCGUUACGAGUCGUGGCGGUACUACAAGUACUUCCCGUACGCGGCGUCGCCGCAUCUCCAGCGCAAGCUGCGCGCCUACGAGGCUCGCCACCGGCGUUGCGCCCCGGGCACGCCGCUCUACGCCAAGUCCGUGGAGCAGCUCCGCUCCGGCCGCAGCGCCGACGCCAUGGAGUGCAGCUACGUCGUGUGGCUCCCCUUCGACGGCCUCGGCAACCGCAUGCUGUCCAUGGUGAGCGGCUUCCUCUACGCGCUGCUCACGGACCGCGUCUUCCUCGUCGCCCUGCCGCCGGACUCCACCGACCUCUUCUGCGAGCCGUUCCCGGGCACGACGUGGCGGCUCCCGGUGGACGACGGCGACUUCCCCGUCGCCAACCUGGUCCCGCGGGGGCAGGACAUCGAGAGGUCGUACACGAGGCUCCUCGACGGCAAGGUGAUCGGCCCGGACGCGAACGCGACGGCGGCGGGCGUGCCGCCGUACGUGUACCUGAGCAUUGGGUGGCAGCUCAAGGACCCGCUCUUCUUCUGCGGCGAGCACCAGCUCGUGCUCGGCAAGGUCAACUGGCUGCUUCUGUACAGUGACCUCUACUUCGCGCCGUCGCUGUACGCGGUGGCCGAGUUCCAGGACGAGCUCCGGCGGCUGUUCCCAGCCAAGGAGAGCGUGAGCCACCUCCUGUCCCGGUACCUCCUCCACCCGACCAACCCCGUGUGGAGUCUGGCCACCAGGUACUACCGCUCGUACCUCGCUCCGGUGAAGCGGAGGAUCGGUGUGCAGAUCCGGAUGUUCCGCUACGGUACCAUCCCCGCCGACGACAUGUUCAACCAGAUCCUCGCAUGCUCCCGGCAGGAGAACAUACUGCCGGAGACCGACGAUGGCGCCGAGGACGACGACGGUGGUGGUGGUGACAAGGCAGUGGCGACGAGGAGCGCCGACAAUGGCGGCUCCAACUCCACGGCCAUCUUGGUGGCGUCUCUGUACGCGGACUACUACGAGAGGUUGAGGUCGAGGUACUAUGUGCAUGCGGCCAAGGGCGGCGAGAGGGUGGCCGUGUUCCAGCCGUCGCACGAGGAGCGGCAGGCGACGGCCAACAUGGCACACAACCAGAGAGCGCUCGCGGAGAUCUAUCUGCUCAGCUUCUCCGAGGAGCUUCUCACGUCUGGGACGUCCACGUUCGGGUAUGUGAGCAGCAACCUCGCCGGUGUCCGGCCGACGAUCUUGCUCACCGCGUAUGGACACAAGGUUCCCGAUCCGCCGUGCCGGCGGGCCGUGUCCAUGGAGCCGUGCAACCUCACGCCGCCUAAGGGCGUGCAGUGCCAGAGCAAGCCCCCGAAGGAGGAUGUGGAACGCCACGUCAGAGUCUGCGAGGAUUCCAAGAAUGGGGUCAAGUUUUUUGACUAAGCAAUGCGUUAUUAACUUUAUUUUUCUUUUUGACAGACACUCAAAAGAGUAUCUCAUAUACGCUAUAUAUCGAGGAAAACAAAGAUUAGUAUAGAAGAUGGAUAAUAAGAUAUAAAA